CCACUGCACAGCCCGGUGAGGGAUCAGCUAGACAGGGAAAAGCAACAGAUCAUGUUCUCUGAAGCAGAUCCAGCACAGCUCUGAGACAUCAGCCUCUGAGAUGAGACUCCAUCCAUCCUAAUCCUCUGUCCUCAAGAUCUGGACAGAAACAAAUCAAAAUAAGGACUUUAGAGACACCAAAAACUCUGGACAUCACAUCUGGACAGGAUUCUUGAAGCCAAACCAGGUCCACAGGGACCUACGAGGGUGCUUUGCCGUUUGUUUUUCUAUCUUGUACGGGGCUGGCGAAGGGGCCGGUGAAAGUUAGCCAAGACGCCGCGUGCCGUGCUCCGCGUGAAGAAUGCCCAGGCACGCCUGCCCAAGCCGGUGGACACGGCGCCGGCACCUACACCGGGCCUUUACAUGGAGCGCUCGCAGAGUCGCAUCAGCUUGUCCGCGUCCUUUGAGGCCCUGGCCAUCUACUUCCCCUGCAUGAACUCCUUCGAUGAGGACGAUGGCGACCCAGAGGGCCGCAGGUUAAAGGGCAUUCAGAGGAGUACAGAGACAGGGCUGGCCGUAGAGAUGCCCAGCCGUACGGUCCGGCAGGCGAGCCACGAGUCCAUCGAGGACAGUAUGAACAGCUAUGGCUCGGAGGGAAAUCUGAACUACAGUGGAAUGUGUUUGGCAUCAGACGCCCAGUUUAGUGACUUUCUGGAUGGGAUGGGACCUGCUCAGUUUGUGGGCAGACAGACACUAGCUACAACUUCAAUGGGAGAUGUUGAGAUCGGUCUGAUGGAGAGGAACGGACAGCUGGAGGUGGAGAUCAUUCAGGCUCGAGGACUCAUCAUGAAGCCUGGAUCUAAGGGCCCUCCAGCGGCCUACAUUAAAGUCUACCUUCUGGAAAAUGGCAUCUGCACUGCCAAAAAGAAGACGAAGUCUGUCCGGAAAUCAUUAGAUCCCCUUUACAAUCAAGUCCAAAGCUUUUCCAUGUCUCAUGAACAGGUCAUCGUUUGGGGAAACUACGGCCGGAUGGAUCGUAAAUGCUUCAUGGGCGUGGCCCGCAUCCUAUUGGAGGAGCUGGAUUUGACAAACAUGGUGAUUGGCUGGUACAAGCUUUUCCCCACCUCCUCUAUGGUGGACCCCACGAUGGCGCCGCUGAUCCGCCACUCCUCACAGCUCUCUCUGGAGAGCACCGUCGGGCCGUGCUGUGAACGCUCAUAAGACUAACAACUCCACUAGAUUUAUUUUUCUCUGGAAGGGCUCUCACAGACCCCCCCGAUCCUAAGAGUGCUGGUUGUGCAUGACUGCGGCACCGGAAUCCUCUGGAAUGUUCUAGAAUUUCUUCAGAACAAAUGACCUUUCUGGAAUAUUCCAGAAUUGACCUCAGAGGGAAUGCUCUUUUUCAGCCUCUGAGAAAAAGACUUCAGGACAGGCAAAGAAUGCAGACCAGACGUCUGGGCUUUAUUUUAGCUUUCAACACAUUAGCUUGUGAUGGUCUGUAUGAGGAAACGUCCUCCAUUUAGAACUAAACGCAGGUAAACGUUUGUGCAGUCAUCGUGUUGGGUGCUGCAACGGAUGGGUUCGUGCAAUAUGACACACAAUAGAGAGAAGAAUGUAUCGGUAAUAAAAGUGCGGGUUUGCAUUCUUGUGUAAUUAACAAUACAGGAAUAGAUAUAUGUCUUAAAAAUAUGUGUAGUUUGAAAAGAGUCAUGAUUCCGUUCGCACACGGAUCUUUUUCUGUUCGUGUCUCUUCCGUUUCGUCGUUCUCUUUACUGAACAGUGCCAAUGCUGCCAGCAAGUGGCUUUAUUUGUGGCUAGUGUCUAUAUUCGGUGACUACAGGCUUUAUGAAUCAAUAAUCUAAGCAGACACAUAUUUAAAAAGACUAUCUUUUCCCAAACAGUGACAUGUCAUUUUACGUUUUCCCCCACUAACAGUAUAUGGAAAAAUUUAAAUGGAUGCAAGAUGCUGAUAGAUAUGAUAGAUAGAGGUUUUUAAUGGCUGAAACCAAUAUCUAAAGAGAAGAGUGAUAUAAACAGACAUGAUAUAUACAUAUAUAAUACAAUUUUAUGAUAACAUGUACAUAAAAAUAAUACAUUUAAAUGAAACGUGUGCAAUCCAUUAUUUUUAAAACGAACAGUAGGCCUAAUGACCACUUCUGUAAAUCCCCCCCCCCCAAAAAAAGAUCAAAUAUUGGU
This is a messenger RNA of Sinocyclocheilus rhinocerous, 2175 nucleotides long. Its product is annotated as regulating synaptic membrane exocytosis protein 4-like. Gene Ontology annotation, biological process: regulation of synaptic plasticity; regulation of synaptic vesicle exocytosis; regulation of membrane potential. The record is from RefSeq and is a predicted model, not a curated record. The transcript has 6 exons. Lineage: Eukaryota; Metazoa; Chordata; Actinopteri; Cypriniformes; Cyprinidae. Gene Ontology annotation, cellular component: cytoskeleton of presynaptic active zone; presynaptic membrane. Bases 403 to 1200 code for a protein of 265 amino acids. Gene Ontology annotation, molecular function: small GTPase binding; transmembrane transporter binding.